Messenger RNA from Oreochromis niloticus (Nile tilapia), 10810 nucleotides. RefSeq names its product XK, Kell blood group complex subunit-related family, member 6a (gene xkr6a). Gene Ontology annotation, cellular component: plasma membrane. The record is from RefSeq and is a predicted model, not a curated record. Gene Ontology annotation, biological process: engulfment of apoptotic cell; phosphatidylserine exposure on apoptotic cell surface; apoptotic process involved in development. The transcript is spliced from 4 exons. NCBI's taxonomy places the organism in Eukaryota, Metazoa, Chordata, Actinopteri, Cichliformes, Cichlidae. The coding region runs from base 659 to 2368 and encodes 569 amino acids.
GAGGUUGUUAUCCGGUAGAGGGCGGAGUGAAAGUGUGAGAGAAAGUGAGGAGAGGGUAAGCAGGAGCUGCAGAGGGCUGGAGCUGCGGAAAGGAGCGGAGCGGACAUGGGUGGCAGCGGAUGCCGGGCACCUGCAGCCUGAGUGCGGGCGGCAGGAGGAGCACGAGGGCCUCCAGUUGACUGAACAGGAAGGUUUACAUUAGCAGAGCCGCGGUUAAAGAGAAUAGCCUGCUGUCCGUUUAGCGCCUACACACACACACACACACACACACACAGUCACUCACUCACACAUCUUAAGAACAGCGGGAGAUGCAUUACGUCAUAGCCUCUCAUUGCCCUAGAUGACCGCGCGCGCAGGACGGGGAGGAUGCGGGGCUGCCGGACUAGAACGGUAACAGAUUCCGCUGCUGCUGCUGACCGCGAGCCCCCGGCGGGUGUGUGUCGGCCGGUAGAGAAAGAAGAGGAGCCGCCGUCGCGCGGCCGCCGGCUCUGAUGGCUCCUCGCGCCCAGGGCGGGAAAGAGUCACAGCAGUCGCCGCGGAGCGAGAGGGUAGGGGACAGCAGGUAUCUGGGAAGUGACGUGGUGUCCGCGCCCCACAAGAAAGCAAAACGGUGCGUUUGUCGUGCGUCUCGCAGGAGGGCAGGAGCGGGAAGGCGAACAUGGCCGCACAGUCCGACGGCGGCAAAGCCGGGGUCGGGUGCGGCGGCGGCGGGGGUUUCGCCCAGCUCUAUGAUGUUGACGCCGAGGAGCCUCUGGACUCCGCGGCGAUCCACAUCUGUCAGUGCUGCCGCUCUUCCGCUUGCUACUGGGGCUGCCGCUCAGCUUGCCUCGGCUCUCUGCUCGGCGGGGGUCCGCCUGCCGGAGGGGUCGGCAUCCGGGAGACUCACUGCCCGCCCCGGGAGCAGCUGUGGCUGGACUGCCUCUGGAUCAUCCUUGCCCUCCUUGUCUUCUUCUGGGACGUCGGCACGGACCUGUGCCUGGCGGUGGACUACUACCAGAGGCAGGACUACCUCUGGUUCGGCCUCACUCUUUUCUUCGUACUGGUGCCCUCGGUACUGGUCCAGAUUCUGAGUUUCCGAUGGUUCGUGCAGGACUACACCGGCGGGGGCCUCGGGGAGGUCGAGGGGCUGACCAAGCGGGGCACGGUGGUUCUGGGGUGCCUGUAUCCUGGCAGGGACCGCCUGCAGCUGGCCACUAUCUGGCUGUGGCAGGCCACCAUACACAUCCUCCAGCUGGGACAAGUGUGGAGGUACAUCAGGACGCUGUACCUAGGCGUCAUGUCGCGUCGGCAGAAGGAGCACCAGCGGCGCUGGUACUGGGCCAUGAUGUUCGAGUACGCCGACGUCAACAUGUUGCGUUUGCUGGAAACGUUUCUGGAGUCGGCGCCUCAGUUGGUCCUGCAGCUCUGCAUCAUGAUCCAGGAGAACCGAGCCGAGACGCUACAGUGCAUCUCCUCCCUAGCCUCCCUCCUGUCUCUCGCCUGGGUUCUGGCCUCCUACCACAAACUGCUCCGAGACUCUCGUGACGACCAGCGCAGCAUGAGUUACCGCGGGGCGCUGCUGCACCUCUUCUGGCGCCUCUUCACCAUCUCCUCCCGCGUCCUCUCGCUCGCUCUCUUUGCCUCCCUCUUCCACAUCUACUUCGGCAUCUUCGUGGUGAUCCACUGGUGCGCCAUGGCCUUCUGGGUAGUGCACGGAGGCACUGACUUCUGCAUGUCCAAGUGGGAGGAGGUGCUCUUCAACAUGGUGGUCGGCAUUGUCUACAUCUUCUGCUGGUUCAACGUGAAAGAGGGUCGGACGCGAUACAGGAUGGUGGCGUACUACACCGUGGUGCUGGCUGAGAACAGCAUCCUGACCGGCCUGUGGUAUGCCUACAGAGAUCCAGUGCUGACCGACUCCUAUGCUGUCCCGGCACUGUGCAGCGUCUACCUGACAUUCGCAGGGGGCGUCCUGGUCAUGCUGCUGUACUACGGUUUCCUCCAUCCUGCCACUGCCCACCUCCAGCCAAGUCCCGCCUCAUCCUGCUGUGCCCAGCUGCUCUGGGGUCUCCCUCUCCCCCCAUCAGCCCCACCCACAGCCCCUCCCACACCAGCCCACAUGGCCAAGUCACAGACGGAAGAGGAUGUGGCCGAGACGUGUCUUCCCGUCUUCCAGGUGAGGUCUGCGCCCCCCACCUCCAAGCCCGAGGGCCCGCUUAUAAAGAUCGACAUGCCCAGGAAGCGUUACCCAGCAUGGGAUGCCCACUAUGUAGACAGGCGCCUGCGGAGAACUAUAAACAUCCUGCAGUACAUAACGCCAGCCGCUGUGGGCAUCCGCUAUCGUGAUGGACCCCUCCUGUAUGAACUGUUGCAGUAUGAGUCCUCACUCUGACAAACACACAAAUCAGCACACACACACACAUAUACAGACAAGUACACAUAAGCACAUAUGCACCAUAAAAAAUCAUGUAUGUAUAUGUGGAUGUUCAGAUUUAGAGAAGAUUUAGAAACACAUUCAUGCACAGAAAGUCACACUGAAUAUAAGCACAUACACACACAGAAGCAAUCUGUCACACUUACAUGUGUGCGCACACACGCGAUCACACUUACAUUCCUUGCGGGCACCUGCGACCUGUGAGCCCAUGGCCAUGACUCAACAAGCUGCUUCGGCGCGAGCCCGUCUCCUCCUCUCUUAAACCUUUUGUCACUCUAUUUAACUCCUCUAAUCGUCCCUCACUUGGUCUCAUUUCUUUAAUUUUACAUGUGCGCGCUCCGCUGCAAAGAAGAAAAAAAAAAGUAAAAAUAUGAAAAAUAAGCGUAGUUUUACGAUGGAGUCCUUGACCACCGCAAGCCAUUUAUGUUGCACGCGUUCACGGGUUUAAGUAGAAUAAAAAGAUGUGACACAAUGACCGUCACUUUUAAUAAAAGGAGUUGUAACAUGUCGUUAUUAGUCUGGUCAAAAGAUAGUGUAUAUAUUUUCUAUGUACAGAGAGGAUGUUUUUUAAUCUGUUGUUAUGUUGUUGUUGGACAAAGCUGUUGGACACAUCAGUUUCUCGACAUCACUGACAAGGUUAACGGGGAGAGUGAUCGAGCAUGAUGGAAAAGAUGGAGACAAAGUGGUAGUAAUGGCAUCCAGUACACUCAAACAACAAUUUUUACAUUUGCGGCCUCAAUUUUUAAAAAUCUAAAAGUUUAGCUACAGUUUCUUAAAAGGACAGUUUUUGUUUAGUAGAUUUACUUGUCUUGUCAAAGGCAGAGUAAAUCACUACAUCCCUGACAUUAGCACUAGAGCUCAGGCCAAGAGUCGAUUAGCUUAGCUUAGCUUAAAAAAACUAAAAACAGGUGGAAACAGCUAGCCUGGAUGUUUUCUCCUAAAGUAUGUAGUAGCUAGCAUCUUGUCUUAUUUAAAUUAUACAAAAAGAUAAAUGUGAAAAAUAGUUUUUUGUGGGUUCAGAAAGUAGCCAAACCAUCUACCACUAAGAAUAAUUGCACAUUUACUUGCUCCUAAGAUAGUAAAAGAGUAACUCUUCACAUCUUGGAGUUCAUGUGCUUGUAAGUCAAAAUAUGGAAACAAACUCAUGCUAUAAAAAUUAUCAUUCUUAUUGAUCAGGGCUUGUAAAAGAAAUGUGAUAGUUGAUACCUGACCUAUCAGGGUAAUCAGGGGAGUAAGUUUUCCAGCUAAUCUGGGUUACUUUGUGUAGCGUAAUGGUAGAUGCUAUGUUAUAAAUUGAAGCUUAUCUAAAUAAAUAAAAGCAUGUAUAUGAAUUUGUAGCAAACUUUAUUUCUAUCAACAAAAUAGUUACUUUUCUCUGCUUGUUUCUGCCUACACGAUGUCAACAACUCAGCAAGUCCUGCCACAAAAUCUGACUCGAGAUCUUGAAAGCUACAGGUUUCUACCUGUUUUUGUUUGUUAUGCUAACCUAGGCACUUAGCAGCUCUUUGGGCUUGCAGAAACUCAUAUUUAAUGGAGAGAUAAAGAACUAGUACAGCUUUUCUCAUGUAACUCAAAGGCCAAUUGAGCAUAGAACAAAGAAAGCCCAACUAUUUCCUUAAGAUAGACUUGAAAAAAUUAUGUUGAGGGCAGUUAGCAACAUGUUAGCUGUAAUGUGGAAAAAUGAAAAACAGUCGCGUCUUAAAGCAUAGUUCAAUAACACUGAAAUAAUUUCUUGCUGAACAUUUGGAAAAGUAAAAAUUUUUUUAAAAUUAUGGUGAUUUCAGUGUCUUUAACCGUUUUCAAAGUAAACCAAACUACAACACCUAAACAGGACUAGCUAGCUAGCUUUUUCGUUAGAUGUUAGCUAAAUGCGGUUUCAGAUUUCAUGAUUAUAUAAGCCAUGCAUUAAAGCUCCCAGCUAUUUGAAAAUUCUGAAACAAACUGAAGACUCUUUAAUAAUUGACUUCCAUGUUAGUGGAACAAGAUUCAUAAGGAAUGUUUCUGCCUUAAAUCUGUGCCAUAGGUACAUCUUGACUGCAAACUCAUUUGAAGCCCUACGCUAUAUUCAUGCAUGCACCUCCCUCAGUAUGUAACUACAUGUGGCGUCAGUGCAGCUCCCAACAACUGUUGCAAAAGCCUGGGAAUGUCUUCUUGCCUAGGCUGUUGUAGACUCUACAUAGAUAUACUACAAAAUAGCACAAGUAAAGUCCUAGAUGAUGUUACACUAAGUACGGCUAAAUGUAAUAUGGUCAUAACCAUAUUGCUCAUGUAGAAUAUGUGAGGGAAAUAAAGUGUGAAAUUUGAAUGCCAUCUUAGGGGGAGUUCUCCAUCAUUUCCUUUUAUGCUCCAAGCAGUUGUGGGAGGUCUUUUUAUAUCAUAAAAAUAAGGGUAGAUUCAAGACUAAUUAUUUUUGAUCGAGGUCUACUACAUUUUUGUGUGUGUGAUAGCUUAAUCAUGUUGGUCCCACACUAACAGGGUGCUGCCACUGAAGCUGACAUAAAACAGUUUUGGACUUCAGUCAUCACAACCCUCCCAGUGACUUGUCUUCUCCUGUUUCGUGUCCAAUAUCAACUCCUCCAAAGCCACCCACGGCUGAGCUGUGGUGUAUGGCUCAUUAUUUAUUUCUUUUGGUUUGUUUACCCCUGUAAUCCAAGCUGUUACAUUGGCAGGCGAAAACACAUGAGCUGAGAUAUUAGUCAUCAGCAUGUCAAUGGGAACGGUGCAACUCCUGAAAUCUCACGCCGUUGGGGGGGGGGUUUCCUCCGAUCUCGUUCCAUGAGCCCAUUUUCUCCUGCUUUUUACAACCCCCUUUGCUAUGAGGGCUGGGUAUAGAGAGAGUUAAAAUUGGGGUACGUCAACAAAUUUUGUCAUUUCGGUAAAAGUCAAAGUCUUUCUGAGGGCGACGUGCAAAUAUACGUAAUUAAUUAAUUUAUUAGUCCUCAAAUUAUAAUUCUGUGAUUGAUUUCAACCAGUGACCCUGAAGUAUGAGAAUCUUUUGAAUGACUGGUAAAACCUGAAAUUUUAAGGUAUCACAUUAAAAUUUGGUUGUAGAAAAGCUUGACGGAUAUGACCAGAGCUCCCUUUCCAUGGCCACUGACUCUGAAGAUACCAAGGCAUUCCCAAAACAGCCAAGAGACAAUAUCUUUAGUUUGUCCUGGGUCUACCCAAGGUCUCUCCUCAGUAGUCUCACCUAAGAAACUUCCAGGAUGCAUAUUAGCCAGAUGCCUGAAACACCUCACUUGGUGUCUUUAUAUGGUGAGAAGAAACAUCUCCACUCUGAGUCCUUACAUUAUCUCUAAGGGUGAGUCCAGACAGUCUUUUGAGUCUUCUUUCUGGUAGUUGUAUCCACCGUUUUAUUCCUUCAGUCACUACUCACAGUUUGUGGCCAAAUAGUUACGGAUCACUACAAACAUUGUCCCAAUCUCUGGUCAGUCUCCCAAUCCAUUUUCCCCCAUUCAUGAGCAAGACCCCAAGACACUUUAACUCCUCUAUUUGAGAAAACAGCCUGUCCCCAUAGCAAAGUGGGCAACCCACCUUCUUCUGGCUCAGAAACAUCGCUUCAGACUUACAGGUGCUAACUAUCAACCCCGCUGCUUAUUAGCUGUGAACCACUUAGUGUGUCUGGAAAGCAAAAAAGUCAGCAUCGUACUCAAACAACCAAGACCCAAUAUCCUCUGCCCUUAGCUGUUCCUACAAAUUCUGUGUAUGAAAGUUCAGAGAAAAAUGACAAAGUUGGAGCAACAAAAAAACAAAACUUAGCAUUAAUGAUAGUCCCAAACCUUACGUUGGGAAACAUUGCCAGCUUUAACCCUAAGGCUUGUUUAAGGGUUAGGGUCACAUCUACCAUUUAGAGCUUUCACCUGUUUGGUGAAAUGCAACCCUAACGGCAACCCUACCACCAAAGUGGUUCACCGAUGAACUGGCGGAUGUUAAGAACACCAUUAAUGACUGAUAAAGUGAAUCAGUAGAUAAAACUGUAAUAAUUACCCCAGUGUGGAAAUUUCUUUAUUUAAAUAAGGAGACUAAAAGCAGAAAUACAGCGUCCCUUUAAGUGUGAACGAUGCGAACGAUAGGUGGGCUCACAUUAUCUUUCUGUGGUGCUAGCCGACUGACAAAACAAAAGACAAAUCAGUCCAUUUGCUGCGAACCGGCGAGUAGAAACAUUAGGUGCGAACGCGCAACAGAAGCAGCAGCAUCAGUGUUCAUAUGGUGCAACACUCUCGAGCUUCAGAGUCAACUGGCUGCUAAUCCCACUUCAUAUGGUGCAAAUACAAAACACACAUGUACUUAUGGUGCAAUAAGGGCAGAUUGUCUCUUUGAAUUCUAUGGUGCAACUUGAGUACUGCCUUCAGUUAUCAGCCAAGGCUGUGCCAAAGGCUCCGUCCAAACGGACAACUGCUCUUCCUGUCCUGCAGAAGCUAUGCAAGUCUCCAACACGGGGGAGAUGUGCUUAGUGUACACACACACACACACACACACACACACACACACACACACACGGUUUUCCUCUGAAGCAGGGAGAGACACACAAUGAAAAGCAGUGUAAUAACAUGGGAUGUAUCCCUACCUCACCGCUUGAACACACACAAACACACUCACACACCAAUGUCCAGUAUUCCCUUACCCCUUUAUAAUUUGGGAACAAUAUUCAUAUGGUGCUAUUGAGUAAAGCUAGAUGGUUUUUGUAUAGUUGUGGUUACGGUGAAGAAUUAGCCAAAUAUGUGUAUCAAACAUUCAGAUCGAUUAAACAGUCUAAUUUCUUCAUGUUGACAGCGUAUGUAAAAAACAGCAACACUUUCCGUCUCUGUGAAACACAUCAAAGCAACAAUGCCUUAUCUGCUCGACUGAAGUGGAGGUGGUUUCUUUUUUCUUUCUUUCUUUCUGUGUGUUUUUUUUAAGAUAUGAGUCAUAGGAGGGUGGUGCUACUUUUCUGGUACACUCUGAUCUGGACAUGCACUGUACAUGAAGAAUAGCGUCAGCACGCAGAAAUCAAAGGAAAACAGCGUCAGCACGAUGUCCUGUAAACCAAACAUGUGCCAUUUAGAGAGCGCAGUCAGGCAUCUCCUGCUCGUUUCACAGAAAAACAAAUAAUCUUGCAUGAGCGAUCUGGAUUUGAGAGUAAAUAUAAAUGGCAAAGUCACAGCUUAUAUGUUUCUGAACAAAGAGCAGCUGGCCCGCUUGUUUUUUUCCCGCAGCAUUGACCGCUGAUUUUUUUUUUUUUUUUUUGAUCCAAUCUACAGCUCUUCGCACCCAGAGCUCCAGCCAAUGAGAAAUCAGGUUUAUUAUAGCCAAAUCAGGUUAGAAGCAACCAAAUAAUACAAUUCUCUGUCUUUAUAUGGAACUACUCAUGAGGAGCGUUCAGACUCAGCGAUAGCCUCAUGAUCAAAGUCCAGGUAUCAUACCUCAGUCUCGGUUGUGUCACCCAGCAGUCAAAAAUCAUCCACACUGGGUCUACGACUGAGCCUGCGCGCUCUGAGUGAAAAGUUUCUUCCUUCAUCGAGAAAACCAGAGCCUUACCCAUGCCCACACUGUAAGAGAAUUUAAAUCCAGUCGGUGUUAUGACACUGUUGUAUGGCUUCACAUCCACAGCUAUGCAAGGUUACGAGCAAGAAGGUUCUGGCCUUAGAUAACCUUUACAGAAAUACCACGUCACUGUUCUCACGCGUUGCUUGUUUUUAUAUAUGUUUUAGGCUUUUUUUUCUCUUAGUGAGGAAGGAAUAAACCAUAAAGUGUUGAUGUGCAGAAUUGCAAAUAUGCGAUGUACCAUUUGUUUACAGAUUUUAAGCUUUUUGCAUUUUUCUUAAAUAAUUUGGUGAUUAUUUUUAUGGACUUUACAUUUUUCUCUAUCAGGAUUGACUUCUGAUGGUUUAAAAUUUGUCGGGAGGGGAAAACUGUACCUUGGGAAUAACUGGGAUGAAUGCCACCUCCUGACUGAGGAAUGUGUAUCUUGCUGUGAAAAUGAAAUGAAAACCAAGGAGUUGUUUUUCCUUUGGAUAAAAUACAUAAAUGUUCCACUAUCAGGGUCUACAAAGCAUAUGAGGCCUGUGGUAAGGCUGUGUGUGUGUGUGUGUGUGUGUGUGUGUCUGAGCACAAGCUACCAUACAGUGUCAUGAAUGCUUCAUAUAUUCUUUUACAUGCUUGGUCUAGAGCUGUGAAAGUAUGGUUUUAUUGAGGCCAGAUGUUAAGUUGUUUCUGAUCUCAGACCAGUUUUUACCAGAUCUGAGUCCAAUGACAAUUCAGAUCCUUUCCUAGAGGAAUCGAAGCGGUUUGGUAGUUUUGGCACAGAAAAUGAAGAAAAAGGAUUUCAGUGGUUUGACUCAGGUUUGGAUACUAUAAGCACAGGGCAGGGUCAAGCUAAACCUUAACUUGGAAGUACCUGUUAGAUGUACCAUGAGUUUUUAUUUUGUUAGGGUCAUGCUUUUCUACCAUGUUCUUCAGCUUGGGGGGAAAAAAAGUAGCUCUAGCGACUUCGAUGUGCAAAAGUAACUUUUAUUUUCUUGUGGGUGGCAUUUUGAUUGUAAAUACCUUUUUCUGGUAAUCCUUCUCAGUUGGAUCUAUGUUCCAUGGGUUUGCUUAGAUGGCUCUUUGAAAUGUACCGAUAGUAAAUGUUCUUUCUAAAUAUCCAGAAUGUAAAACGAGAGAAGAAAAAUUCAGCGUGACUGGAAGCUGUGUUCUCAUAGGAAUCUGUGCCAUUGUGUUGUCUUGAGUAUAAGCACACUGAUAUUAGCUCUGUGGGUGGGAUGAAGUUUUUGGAGGUGAUUUGCCAGACAACUGUGCUCCUUUUUUUUCUUAAAAAAAAGAAUUAUUAAGUAAUAAUUUCUUUCAAAAGAAACCUUCAGAAGAAAUGUUUAUCGAUACAAAAAUAAUUUGUUAUACAUUAUGAUUUUACUCACAGAAACUUCGGAGAGAAAACUUUCAUGUUUAUGAGGAAAAAUUAACAAGACAAAAUUAUGGUAAAUGUAAAAAUAAAAAAAGUUAGCAUAACAUUCUGACAACUAAUUAUUUUUUUUAACCUUAAUCUUGAUUUCUGAGUUCAGUGCUAUCAUUUUAUCAAUUCAGGUUAUCUUUGCUUACAUAUUACUACAAAAAUGUCAAAUUAAAAAAUGUAUUGGGUAAUUAUUUUUGCUUCAGUUAAAAGUUUAACCUACAAGGAAAUGGCUAAUUAGCUAGCUAGCUAGUUCUGGCCAAAACGCUAACGCUACCGAAAAAGUUUUUCGCACAAUUGGUUUUGUUUGGAAUAAUAACUACAAUCAACUAGCUGAGUGCAGUGCAAACACAAAAAAGCCCAAACAUGGGCGUGUAUUACAUUUCAUAUGCGAGUCCUGCUGUCUGGCUAACAUCUCCUAACUUCACUGCAGAAAUUCAAAUCGCUCCCACGUCAGCUCAUGACAGAUACCAUUCAGGGGGUUUCCCUAAUUCACACCAAAUACAAAUGGGAGGGAAACGAGAAGACACAUCAUGUACCUUCAGUUUGUCUGUGUAUUGCGUGUCUACGAUAGUACCUAAGCAUUACGGUUAAGAGUUGAAUGAUAUUUUCGGUGGUUCUAGGCAGCCACCAUUAGGAAAUGUGUUAUUUUUGUUACAAUACCUCCUGGAAAUAAAGUCUAUUUAUCUGUGAAGAGACAAAGAUUUACAAUAAUACAGAUGACUACAUAGAAAUUAUGACAGAUUUUAAAUGAUGUGAAAGAAAUAUAAAUGAAAACAUGUACAGUUCGUUUGGUUUUGAACACAGAACAAAUGUAUAUGCGUCAGUAUUGAGUUUGAUUUUAUAUGUUUAACAUUUUAUUACAUUGUAAUGUGACUGCGAUGGAGAAAAAAAAUAUAAAGGAAUAUAAAUUAAUUUUUCCCAAAGGUGUCUCGCUUGUUCUUCCCAAUGCCAGCUGACAUAUGGAGUUUUAAUCCUCCUCAGAAUCACUACACAAAGAGACGAAUCAGGCUUCCCAACAUUUUGUAUUUUGUCAAAAUCUCCUAACUACACAAAUAUUUUGACAUGUCAGACACAAUUUGCAUAGUACCAAUUUCUUUUACACUUCUAAAAACAGUAACCUUAAACAGCAAUCCUUGAUGGGAUGCAAUACAGAUAGAGCAUUUAAACACAUGGAUAUGACAUCUGCAUUAAAAAAAAAGUCAUACCAGUGGCCUGAAUUUAACUCAGUGCACAACUCGCUCUACUUCCUGAGCCACAGCUGCCCACAUAUGUUCACAUUACAUAAAGCUAUCAGAAAUAACUAUAUGUGCAAUAUGCAGAAGAGGGAACAUCACAUGGCAAACUUUACAAAAGUUAGGGUUUCACAUUCUAAAUGGUUAAAGUAUGCAAGCAGCUCUGCACUAAGUGCAAGUUGUAUGUUUUUAUUCUGUAAUGUGGUUAUACUCAAUAAAUCCCUUGAAAAGUACAGAAAA